GACUUCUUUAAAAUUUAAUUAAAUGGAUAAAACUCGGAUCAUUCGAAGCUCUGAAGGCACUGUCCAUGGCUUCCACAACGCUCAUGGCAGCUCGGCCAACGCCUCCAUCCUCUCCUUCGCUGCUUCAAAUGAAGCAACGAGAUGCUGUAUACGUUGUAGCGGUGCCUCUGCGCGCUGCCAAUGGCCCGCCCCAGAUGCUCGUCUCCGCAGCCUACUCUCUCGCCCUCUGGGAUGCGCAACACUUCAUGGUCGCCAUCAAACCAGAUCCAUCUCUUGCCCAGGCUUUUAUUUUUGAUUUUCAACCUAAAGAUCCAGAGGGCUUCUAUGCAGCAUUUGCAGCUGCAUUUCAGAGACCAAUCCCAGGACUCAUACUGAAGAGGGCAAUGAGGAGGCUGCCCAAAAGUAGGUGCUGGUUUGUUGGUUAUGCUAGUUCUGAUGGUGUAGAUGUUGCUGACAAGUUCAGUGAAGAUUGGCCUACGGAUUUAAUAGUUGGCAAGCAUGAUUGUCGCAAUUACACCAAUGAACUGGUAGAACAUCUGACUGGAGAACAACGGGUGCUUGAUCGAUUAAGAGCAAGUUUGAGUAUUUGACCCUCUGCUUCAACUUCGAAAUAGUUUUCCCCUACCUUGACUCUUCUUGUGCUGAAGUUGAUGUCAAUCUAGUCACAAACUACUCAAUGAAAAGGUAUGUGUCUCUCUUUGCACUUUUGCUACUUUCUUUUCUUAUACAUGGUGUUAACUGUUUCAUCGGUUUUCUUUUUUUAGUGUGUACGAUAUUGUAGGGGAGAAAGUGUGAAAUAUUGUAUAUGUAUAGUGUAUGUGCUUGAUCUCAUUCUCUCAUUAUCAAUCUAGUUGUUGCUGGACCUGUAAUUCUCAAGUUCAACGCAAAGAUUCAAUUUUCAAACCUCAUCCAAGUCUCUAUCGGUUUAUUGGUUAACCAAACUGACUGGUUAACAGCCAAUGCUUCCUUUACCUUCUGCACUUUGGAAAAGGCAAAGCGGUUUGUGUACAAGCAUCUUCCUCUCAGAUUAAGACUGGGCAUGAAACAUGAUAGAAAGAAAGAAUCGAUCUGUUGCUUUAUUUGUAUUCACUGUUCAUGUUCUCUUUGCACAAAGGUGGUCACUUACCUCUUUUUUUUCGUACUUUGGUUUAUCAGGACAUGGAAACCACUCACAUGUCUGACGAGAAUCCAUGACGAUCUCAUGUUUUAUCCGAUGGAAUUUGAACUCGAGGUGGUGAUAAGUGUUUGCGUUUUUAAGUUUUUACACCAAGAAUUAUUGGAGCAUCUUGUUCCAACUUGCAUUAUUAUACUGAGCAGCUAUGUCGUGGAUCUAUAUCAUAUAGCCAAAUAAUCUUGAUGGAAUUUCGGUUUCCGCCUUCUAUGACUUGAAAUAAGGUUCCCUUGCAGAUCUCAUCUCUUAUAUUGAAAGAAGCAAGUUUAUAAAGAAUUUCCGAUAUCUAUGUGCAUAAAAUGUAUGUGGUGAAUUAUCAUUGCUUGUGAACGAAGAAGAACCAUUUUAAGGAUGUGAAUUAUAUUCUCGGUUAUGUUCUUCGUUAAUUUUUUUUGUUUGUAUAAAACAGAUGUAUCGACUCUCAUCGCUUAACCGGAAUGAAGAUAAUAUUAUGCAUUUUA
Messenger RNA from Dioscorea cayenensis subsp. rotundata (Guinea yam), 1632 nucleotides. RefSeq lists its product as uncharacterized. NCBI's taxonomy places the organism in Eukaryota, Viridiplantae, Streptophyta, Magnoliopsida, Dioscoreales, Dioscoreaceae. The coding region runs from base 66 to 590 and encodes 174 amino acids. The transcript is spliced from 4 exons. The record is from RefSeq and is a predicted model, not a curated record.